AUCUCCGGCCCCCCUUUUUCCGUGCGAAGCUUUUCCAGCAAUCAAGAUAUAUAAAAGGGUUUAGAGAGAGAAAGAGUUCAGAUCGAGUAUGAUAUAUAAUUAAUAUUAUUGGGGCAUGUUGUGUUUCUUCUUGGUUUUCCCUUGCUUCUUAUUUAACCCUAUAUCUUCUUUCUUUCUUAGUUCCUUGCUCAACCUUUUCCUUUGCUUUUUCUCUUCUUUUCUUCUCCUUUCUUGUCCCUUCCUCGGGAUCUGAUUUCUUUCUCCUUCUCUAGAGUCUAGACAAGAAGAAGACAAUUCCGACACUAACUGCAGUUUAUGUUAAGGUUCUGAGCAUUUCUAGGGAAAAAAUGAAUACUUUCUCGCAUGUUCCCCCGGGUUUUAGAUUCCAUCCCACAGAUGAAGAACUUGUGGAUUAUUACCUCAGGAAAAAAAUUGCUUCCAAAAGGAUAGAUCUGGAUGUCAUCAAAGAUGUUGAUCUUUAUAAAAUUGAACCUUGGGACCUGCAAGAAUUAUGCAAAAUAGGAACUGAAGAGCAGAACGAAUGGUAUUUCUUUAGCCAUAAAGACAAGAAGUAUCCCACAGGUACUCGAACCAACAGAGCAACAAAGGCAGGAUUUUGGAAAGCUACAGGAAGAGACAAGGCUAUAUACGCCAGGCAUAGCCUCAUUGGCAUGAGAAAAACCCUUGUCUUCUACAAAGGACGAGCCCCAAAUGGACAAAAAUCUGAUUGGAUCAUGCAUGAGUAUCGAUUGGAAACAAAUGAAAAUGGAACUCCACAGGAAGAAGGAUGGGUGGUUUGCAGGGUGUUCAAGAAGAGGAUGACAACAGUUCAGAAAAUGGGAGAAUAUGAUUCACCAUGUUGGUAUGAUGACCAGGUCUCCUUCAUGCAGGAACUUGAUUCCCCUAGGCGAAUCACUCAGCCCUACACACAAUAUCACCAUCUCUAUCCCUGCAAGCAAGAGCUAGAGCUGCAAUACAAUUUGUCGCAUGAUGCUUUCCUCCAGCUCCCCCAGCUUGAGAGCCCUAAAGUUCCACAAUCAGGCACCAGAAGUCUUAGCUGCAAUUCUGUUGUUCCUUAUGCUGGAAGCACUUUGCAGUCAUCACUGUCCCAAGAGCAACAUUUAAUGCAGCAAGCGGGCCACCACCAGAAUCUGAACUCAGUUUAUGGCAACAGCAAUGAUCAAGCAGUGGAUCAAGUCACAGAUUGGCGAGUUUUGGACAAAUUUGUAGCAUCUCAGCUCAGCAAUGAGGAUGCUUCCAAGGAAACCAACUACUCCAAUGCAGCAGCCUUUCAAGUUUCUCAACAACUGAAUAUACUAGGCAGUGCUGAAACAAAAGGGCCAUCAGAAAUUGCUGCUCAUCAUCAGGAAUAUGCCUCCACAUCCACUUCGAGUUGUCAAAUUGAUCUGUGGAAGUGAAAGCAUAUUCUAAUAAUUAGAGGAUACAUAUGCAAGUACUACUAAUUAAUUAUAGGAAGUACAUGUAUAAAAAUUAUGAAAGAAACAGAUCGAUCCUUCAAGGUUUCUGUACAUAAUAAAGCUAAAAUGGUAUUGCAUUAGUUAUGGAGACUUCUUGGUUGAAUUAAUACUAGCUAGUAUCUAGCUAGUUAUUUGACUGAAAAAUGCAUGUAAAAUAAAAUAGUUUUCCUAGGUGGACUAUGGUUGAGUUCUCUUUUGGGACUGGCUCAGCCUAUUAAUAUGGAAUGUAUCUUGCCUUGUAUAUUUUGAAGUUCAAUUAAUAUGCAUAUAUAUA
Messenger RNA from Rubroshorea leprosula, 1752 nucleotides. NCBI's taxonomy places the organism in Eukaryota, Viridiplantae, Streptophyta, Magnoliopsida, Malvales, Dipterocarpaceae. The record is from the annotation of a GenBank genome assembly.